AUGUAUGCUGCCGGUUUCUAUGACUAUGACGAGGCUCUUGGACUUGUGGUGUUCAGCAACACAUGCAGCAAGCUCGCUAUCUUCAACUUGAGCGCAUUGUGUAAUGCUUCACUUGAGGGGUGUUUCGAGGCCUUUCCUAUACCUUACGAUGAUAGAAGGCAUGAAGUUGAGGUCGUACCUGAAACAAUGAUUCCAGCUACGUUUGCGCCCCCAUUCCCAUACUUGGGACCUCUGAUACCACCUCAGGAGUAUGCUGACGCUCUCUGUGCACAAUGGAAGGCAAGGCAGCCUGAUCCAGUGCCCCAGCAAUGGGAAGAACCUGAUAUUCCAGGGAACGACAAGGAAGUCCUCAGCUGGUUCAGGUGGAAAAACUUGAUCCCUAAGAUCCCUGACGGCAUGAUGGAUAUUGGUUAG
This is a messenger RNA of Phanerochaete carnosa HHB-10118-sp, 414 nucleotides long. RefSeq lists its product as uncharacterized. Bases 1 to 414 code for a protein of 137 amino acids. The record is from RefSeq and is a predicted model, not a curated record. NCBI's taxonomy places the organism in Eukaryota, Fungi, Basidiomycota, Agaricomycetes, Polyporales, Phanerochaetaceae. The transcript has 2 exons.